Molecule: messenger RNA, 1622 nt
Organism: Emys orbicularis (European pond turtle)
Lineage: Eukaryota; Metazoa; Chordata; Testudines; Emydidae
Gene: XIAP
Product: X-linked inhibitor of apoptosis
Exons: 7
Coding region: 59-1552 (497 amino acids)
Biological process (GO): positive regulation of protein ubiquitination; negative regulation of apoptotic process; positive regulation of canonical Wnt signaling pathway
Cellular component (GO): cytoplasm; nucleus
Molecular function (GO): cysteine-type endopeptidase inhibitor activity involved in apoptotic process; ubiquitin protein ligase activity
Source: RefSeq, a predicted model, not a curated record
GGCUGCCGGCGGGUUAGCGGAGUCCGCGCGGAAAUCUGAGAGCUCCACUCUUGAAGAGAUGACGUGUAACAGUCCAGAUAACUCUGAAGCUUGUGCCACUCUAGAUUGUGACCAUGACCAAGAGAUGGCUGAAGAGUACUCCAGACUGAGGACUUUUGCCAACUUUCCAAAUUGUUGUCCUAUUUCAGCAUCAACACUAGCACGAGCUGGCUUCUUUUAUACAGGAGAGGGAGACAAAGUGAAGUGCUUCAGCUGUCAUGCAACUAUUGAAGGGUGGGAGCAUGGAGACUCAGCAGUUGGAAGACAUAGAAAAAUUUCCCCAAAAUGCAAAUUUAUUGCUCGAUUUAAUUUUUUAAAAAAAGAUAUGCAUCCUGUUCUCCAAAACUGUCAAUGCAGAGUUGAAAAUUGUUCCGGAAAUUCAACCCUCCAGUGCUCUUUUGACAGAUCAUCUGAUCUCAAUCCAGAUUACCUUUUGAGAACUGGGCAGGUUGUGGACAUGUCAGAUAGUAUGUACCCCAGGAACCCUGCUAUGUGCAGUGAAGAAGCUAGGUUAAAGUCUUUUCACAACUGGCCAGCCUAUGCUCCAUUAACACCGAAGGAGUUAGCCAGUGCUGGGCUGUAUUACUCAGGUGUUGAUGAUCAAGUGGAGUGCUUUUGUUGUGGUGGAAAACUGAAAAACUGGGAACCUUUUGAUCGAGCUUGGUCAGAACAUAAGAGGCAUUUUCCUAGGUGCUUUUUUGUCCUGGGCCAUGAUGUUGGAAAUGUUGGAAGUGUCCCAAAUGAAUCUAAUUUUGCUGAGGUUUGCAGGAGUGGCUUAAACAAUGCAGAUCACCCAAGAAAUCCAUCUAUGGCAGAAUAUGAAGCACGGAUCAAGACAUUUGUGACUUGGAGAUACUCAGUUGUUAAAGAGCGACUUGCUGAAGCUGGGUUCUAUAGUAUAGGUAAUGGUGAUCAUGUUUUGUGCUUUCACUGUGGUGGAGGACUGCAAGAGUGGCAGCAGAAUGAAGACCCUUGGGAGCAACAUGCUAAAUGGUUUCCAGGAUGUAAAUAUCUACUACAAGAGAAGGGACAAGAAUUUGUAAACAGUGUUCAGUUAACGCCUUUAUCGAGGGAUUCCACAGUAAAAUCUUCUGAGAAGACAUCGCUACUUAUAGAUGAUGAUCUCCUACAAAACCAGUUGGUACAGGAUGCCAUGCGUAUGGGUUUCAGUUUGUCUGAGAUUAAGAACAUUAUGGAGAAGAAACUGCAGACAUAUGGAGAAAACUAUACAUCUGUUGAGGUUCUAGUUUCAGAUAUAAUACAUGCUCAAAAAGAAAACGUACAGGAAGAAGUAUCCAGUGAGAGCUCACUACCGAAAGAUCUGAGUACUGAAGAGAAGUUAAAACGUUUACAGGAGGAAAAGAUGUGUAAAAUCUGUAUGGAUAAAGACAUCUCAGUUGUUUUUAUUCCCUGUGGCCAUCUGGUUGCUUGUAAAGAAUGUGCUGAAGCAGUUGAUAAAUGCCCUGUGUGUUGCAUGGUUAUUACAAAAAGACAGAAAAUAUUUAUGUAUUAGUCAUAUGUACAGUGCUGUUUGUGCAAAUGUUUGCUGUUACAUUGUUUAAAAUCACUGUAAUGCAAUAACA